Messenger RNA from Drosophila yakuba, 771 nucleotides. Its product is annotated as period circadian protein. Gene Ontology annotation, cellular component: anaphase-promoting complex. Bases 82 to 687 code for a protein of 201 amino acids. The record is from RefSeq and is a predicted model, not a curated record. Lineage: Eukaryota; Metazoa; Arthropoda; Insecta; Diptera; Drosophilidae. Gene Ontology annotation, biological process: anaphase-promoting complex-dependent catabolic process. The transcript has a single exon.
AGUGAUGAUCAGCAGUUGCUGUGAACUGUUCGACUGAACUGACUGUUUACCCAUUCCCACGCCCAGGAAUUCGCCAUUGAGAUGCUGAAACGCGAUCUGCAGAAGAUCACACUCAAGCUGUCCGAUCUCAAGGACUACGAGAUUGCCCGCCAGAAGAACAAGCUCAAGAAUGCCCCGCAACCGACGCUAUCCCAGGAUGGACUCACCGGUGACGAUGCCUCCACUUCGGGGACAACGGCCAGCUGCAGCUCCAACACGGAAACGGCCACUGAAACUGCUUCGGGCUCCGGAUUGGGAUUAGGGUCUGGAUCGGGCUCUGGCUCCGGCUCUGGCUCCGGAUCCGGAUCGUACAUGACAGGAAUGGGGUAUCGGUCGGAGACACCCUCCUCCGCAUCGUACACCACAUCGACGACCCCGACUCCGGCCACUCAGGAGGAGGUACUGAGGCCCUCGUCCGCCGUCACGGCCACCACCAACACCGGCACCACCAAUUCCGGCUCCACGGAUGAUGUAAGCGUGGCUGCCGUUGUGGAUGACACGGACACCAUUGACGAGAUCAGCGACGACAACUGGGUGGACCUAAAUGCGGACACCAACGACACCGUUGACACCCACCAGGAGGAGCAGGAGCAGCUGCCCGAGGUGGAGGGUGAGGAGGAGGAGGACGGGGCCAGGGGAGGAGCCUAAUCCUGACCACUUAUUUCACAUUCCAUUUAUCAUCACAUUUUGUAUACGCAACCAAGUAUAAUCACCCAUUGCAUGGUCCACUUA